GCAGUACUUUCUCUGAUGGGAAGCGAGACAGCUGUCUUAUUUUUUGUGCAAAAAAAACACGAGUAUUUUUAUCGUGUUUUCUAGUGAUUUUCCGUUUAAUCGUGUCUCAAUUCCCCGGAAUAAGUCACAAUGUCCAUCCGCGAUUUAGUUGAUCCCGAAUGCGGAGGUGCCAAUCAGCUGGUGCGGCUGGGAAAUCAAAUAACACGAGACCAUACGUACAAGGAUGAGGGAUUCUCGGGGGCACCUCAAUCCGCCCUUCCUGGGCGAUCUGUGUUCAGUUCUGAGCAGUUGAUCAAUGACUUUAUGGCCCAGGUGACCAAUGCACCGCCUCCACAGUCAUUUAGGAUGGAUACGCUGCUGAAAGAGAUGCGUGACAUCGAUGCCCAGAGUUUUGGGCAUCCCGUUGUGCCGGCUCCUCCAGUCAUCCAGGAAGUCCACAGGAGUGACACGUGGUCUACGGAGUUCCUGGAGCACCAGAAGCAAAUUUUCGAGCCAGAUAAAGUGUCCAGUGGCAGCGGGGAAGCUAUUUGGACCCCGAGAAUGCCUCCUGGAAUGAUGUCUGAUGGACUGAUGCUGCCGCCAAUGCAGAAUUCAGCUGGGAAUGUUGCCUGGACGAGGGAUUUCUUUGACAGAGCUGAGAAGGCUGACAAGGAGAAGGGUAUGGAAUCGGAACCGAGUGCUGAGGAUCAAGAUGAACUCCGAAGGGCAGCUGAUGAACUCCUUCGAACCAUGGGCAAUGAUUCAGAUCCAUUCCAAUAUUCUGAAUUUGUGGACUUCAUGAAGAGUGUCAAGGAGGAUCCUACGGUUCUUGGUGAGCAGGGAGAAAAAGUUGCUGAAGACUUUCAACAUCCUGACGACCCUCAGGCUACGGCCUCCGGCGACUGGGUCAAAGAUUACGCUGACAAAAUGAAGGAGGAAGCUGAUAAGAAAGACGAGUACAACCAGCAAUUUUGGAAUCGCCUGCAAGACGAAUGGAGGAAGAUUGCUGAGGAAAAUGAUGAACAUCAUCCAUGGCUGACUGAAUUCCAGGAUUUCUACGAUCCCUACAAGGAAUACAAAUUCGACGAGGACAAUCCAAUGACCAACGAUGAAAAUGUCUUUGAAAAGGGAAAGGCUUUCCUGGCUCAGGGAGACAGUUCCAGUGCCGCUCUGUGCUUCGAGUCGGCUGCCAAGCAGGAUCCCAACAAUGCUGAAUGCUGGGAAUUGCUGGGCAGGGCUCAGGCGGAGAAUGAAAAAGAUCCUCAUGCCAUUGCAGCGCUGAAAAGGGCACUGGAACUCAAUCCGGAUAACAUGAACGUGAUGAUGGCUCUGGCUGUUUCCUACACGAAUGAAGGCCUUCAGACCCAGGCUCUCAGGAUGCUGGUCAAUUGGAUGAGGAUGCAUCCUAAGUACACUCAUCUGGUGCCUGAGAACAUGGGACAACUGGAAGAGGGAGCUGUUGGAGGAUCAAUUGCAAAGCCGCCAUAUCUGACAGAUGUCCAGGAUCUCUUCCUGGCCGCCGUAAGAAUGGAUCCCAGUGUAAUAGACACGGAUAUCCAGGAAGCUUUGGGAGUCCUCUUCAAUCUCUCAGCGGAUUACGACAAAGCAGUGGACUGUUUUGAGGCUGUGGUGAAGAUGUCUCCGGAUAAUCCCAAAGCCUGGAAUCGUCUGGGAGCUAGUUUGGCCAAUGGAAAUCGCUCAGUUGAAGCUGUGGAUGCGUAUCAGCGCGCCCUGGCUAUUCAUCCGGGUUUUAUCAGGGCACGGUACAAUGUAGGCAUUAUCUGUAUCAACCUCAAAGCGUACAAAGAGGCAGCAGAGCAUCUUCUGACUGCUCUCAAUCAUCAAGCCACCUCAUCAGCACGAUCAGGAAUCGUUAGGGAUUCUUCGUAUAAGCAAAUGUCGAAUAGCAUUUGGAGUACUCUGAGGAUGGCUGUGUCUCUUCUGGGGCGCCAUGAUCUUCAGCCGGCUAUUGAUAAGAAGGAUUUGGAUGCGAUGAAUGCGGCUUUUGAGAUGAACGAUGUUUAAGGUUGUUUUUAAACGUAAAAUUUGUUUUAUUUCAUGGUGAUACUCUUUGACUGGCAAUGAGUUAUUUUAAUUUUGUAAAUGGAUUGCAAUAAAUGUGGGGAAGUGGUAUUUUUUUUAUUGUCCAGAAA
This is a messenger RNA of Phlebotomus papatasi, 2132 nucleotides long. RefSeq names its product peroxisomal targeting signal 1 receptor (gene Pex5). NCBI's taxonomy places the organism in Eukaryota, Metazoa, Arthropoda, Insecta, Diptera, Psychodidae. Gene Ontology annotation, biological process: protein import into peroxisome matrix, docking. The transcript is spliced from 3 exons. Gene Ontology annotation, molecular function: protein binding. Gene Ontology annotation, cellular component: peroxisomal membrane; cytosol. Bases 130 to 2004 code for a protein of 624 amino acids. The record is from RefSeq and is a predicted model, not a curated record.